AUGAGAUCUUUUCAAGUUAGGCGACAUAGACGACGAACAACUCUAUCAGCAAAUGAAUUAUCUCAAUCAAUUAUUCAAUCAUCUGAGUUAACAACAACAUCAAGACGUCAAAGUUCAAUAGUAAUGUCUCACAAUGAAAAUCGUCGAAAUUCAAAUCAAUCUGAUGAAAAUGAUAACUUAUUUGCACAUAGACGGCAUACAUUGAACAUUCCAAAAUCUUCAUCAACUAUUGAUACUUUUGAUCUAUCUCGACGUUCAUCAUUAAAUAAUGGUCGAAGAUUCAGUUUUCAACAACAAGAAAUAACUGACUCAUCUAAGUCGAAAACAAAUCUAAAAAAUUUUUAUGUAUUUUUCGUAUUACUUUUUCUCUUUAUUUUUCUUGCCGUUAUUUAUUCAUUUAUUCGUAUGAUAAAAAAUCAAUCGUAA
Molecule: messenger RNA, 426 nt
Organism: Rotaria sp. Silwood1
Lineage: Eukaryota; Metazoa; Rotifera; Eurotatoria; Philodinida; Philodinidae
Source: the annotation of a GenBank genome assembly